AUGGCUGCAGGCGCCUCUGGGUGGGGCUCUUCCCCCUCAGGGCCUGCCGAGCCUGACUCGGUGAACGCGGCGACCAGCGCCAAGCCUGCGUCCAACAGCUGCGGCGGCGACCCGAAGCUGUUCCGGGGCGUGCGGCAGCGGCACGAGGGCCGGUGGGUGGCAGAGAUUCGAUACCCCAAAAAACGCUCCCGCGUGUGGCUUGGAACCUUCAACACCCCGGAAGAAGCGGCUAGAGCGUACGACCGAGCCGCUGUGAAGCUACGAGGGCCCAAGGCACGGACCAACUUCCCCCACCCGGCCCUGGCGGAAUGGCAGCCAUUGCCUGGGUAUGUUGGGGUGGAGAAGGCGAUUACUGAGGCGAGAGAGAGGGGUGGGGGGGAUGUGGGUGCGGCAGGGGUGGCUGGGCGGGUUCAGGGGUCAGGGUUUAACGCUGCUGGGAGCUCUGCAGGCGGCCAGGGGAGGCAGGUUCAGGUGGUGGUGUCGGGGGGGGAUAGUGGUGCGGGAGGGGGGUUGGUGGGUGGUGGGGUGGCAGGGGGGAUUGCCGGGGGACAGUCAGGGGUAGGUGCGGGUGUGGGGGGUGGUGGGUCGUUCGGUGGGUUAUUGGAAGGGCCGGGAGGAGGCGGUAGCGGUGAUGGUGGUAUAGUUGGUGGCGGUGUUGGUGGUGGUAUUGGUGGGGGGGUGAGGGGGCAUGUGGGUGGGCUAGAUGUCAGCACUUUGCAGCAGCUGCAGUCGCUUGGGAUUCCUCCUGCUGUUGUGGGUGCUUUGCAGCAGCAACACCAGUUGCAGCAGCAGCAGCAGUUACAGCAGCAGCAGCAUCAGCAACAGCAGCAGCAGUUACAGCAGCAGCAGCAUCAGCAACAGCAGCAGCAGUUACAGCAGCAGCAGCAUCAGCAACAGCAGCAGCAGUUACAGCAGCAGCAGCAUCAGCAACAGCAGCAGCAGCAGCAGCAGCAGCAGCUGCAGCAGCAGAUUAUGGGCGGGGCGGGUGGUGGUGGGGCGGGCAGUGAUGUGUCGGAGCGGAUUCUCCUGCUGUCGCUGCAGCGGCAGCUCGAAGCCCAGCAGCGCCAGCAGAUGCUGCAGGCCCUAGCGCAGGCGCAGGGGCAGGUGGGGCAGGGGGCCCAGGGAGGGGGCUUGGGGCAGGGCCAGGGGGAGAGCUUGGGGCAGGCGGGAGGCGGGGGGCAGGGGCACGGGGGAGGAAUGGGGCAAGGAGGCAUAGGGCAGAGGGAAUUGGGGCAGCAGCAAAUGUUUGGGCAGCAGCAAGGACUCGGACAGGAGAUUUCCGGGCAUGCUAAGAUGCAACUGCAGGGUUUCGGGCAGGCAAGUUCUAUUCUACAGGGGCUUGUACAGGGGCAAGGGCAGGGGCAGGUGCAGGUGCAAGGGCAGGGGCAUGGGCAAGGGCAGAGAGUAGGGCAGUUGGAGAAUCAGGGGAAGAGAGCUAGAAGGGGGGAUUCGAACGGAUCUGAAGAGUCGUCAACCGGAGUCAGUGGUUCUGGCAGUGCUGCUAAGGGCGCUGCUGCUGGUACUAGUAGUGUUGGUGGCGGUGGUGCUGGCGGUGGUGGUGGCGGCGGCGGUGGUGGUGGUGGUGCAGCUAGUGUGGGGAAUGUAGCAGCUGCAGCAGCAGGGUUAUCCACUGGAGCGUGGUCUGGUGGAGGGCUUUCUGGGGGAGGUGGCAACUGGCAAGGUGGAGUUGUGUCUGCAGCAGGCGAGACCAGAAAAAACGGCCCGUUCAUCCAUUCACCCACCCUCAUCGCUAGCGUUCGUCGUACGUCCCUCUUCCGCUCCCUUCCUUAA
Molecule: messenger RNA, 1791 nt
Organism: Closterium sp. Naga37s-1
Lineage: Eukaryota; Viridiplantae; Streptophyta; Zygnematophyceae; Desmidiales; Closteriaceae
Source: the annotation of a GenBank genome assembly